This is a messenger RNA of Drechmeria coniospora, 3594 nucleotides long. RefSeq names its product PX domain protein. The record is from RefSeq and is a predicted model, not a curated record. Lineage: Eukaryota; Fungi; Ascomycota; Sordariomycetes; Hypocreales; Ophiocordycipitaceae. Gene Ontology annotation, molecular function: phosphatidylinositol binding. The transcript is spliced from 8 exons. The coding region runs from base 1 to 3594 and encodes 1197 amino acids.
AUGAGCCACCAGGCAUCUUCAUCCGUGCCAUCAGCAACAAUGGGCCAUCCACCAUUGCCCGUCGCUGCCGCCAUGGCCGACGGCAGUCAUCCGUCCACAGGUGGGAGGCCCGAAUCGAGAGUGGCUUGGACCCCUGUGGCAGCAUCACGCUCCACGCCAGUGGCUAUUCUCAACCGCUCAAAUGGAGGCUUCUAUGGGGCCAUAUUGGCAGCACAGCCUGUCCCUCCACACCGCGAUCACACGGGCCGCCAUAGAGCCCUGUACAUGUAUGUCGAACUUGCACAGCCGGCGCAGGCGGCAGGUGCUCGGCGGAGAGUGCUGCGCCGGCCCGAAGGCUGUGUGUGCGCGUGCGUGCGCCUGUGUGGUGAUGAAGCCUGGGCAUCCGUUCCUCUGUUCUUGUUGGCACGGUCGGAUGCUGUUCCUAGGGCACGACUGUCACGGCUGCCCCGCCACAUCGCUCCGUCCAAAGCUUUUGGCUUUAAAGGACCUCCUCGUCUGCUCGCCUUGCUUUUCUCUCCGUACCAGCAUUGUUCCCGCCUCCUUCGCCUGGGUCUACGACCCGAGUCCCCGCUCCAGUCAGACCAGCAGAAGACCGUCAUCUCCCAGCGCCGCACAUCUCGGCACUCUCGUCGUCGCCGCCGUCAUACGUCGGGCGAGAAUCAAAUGGUCGUCUCGUACGCCAUGACUUCGGGAGAGGGAGAGAAGCCCGAGGUGGGCGUCAAGCCGACGACGACGGCGUUGCCCAUCCGCACGAGCAGCAGCAACUCUGUGCCGGCACCCGAGUCGGUGCUCGUGCCGGCGCCGCGGAACGCAUUGACGGGGAAACAGGAGCAUUACCUCAAGCGCGAGUUGAUGUCCCUGCAGGUCAAGUGGGAAAUCAACGAGCUCAACUCCCCGACGGCACUUCAACGCUUCGGCGCACCCUUCAGAUCCGAGCAUGGGGAGGUCUCCCCGCAGGAGUCGGAGCUGCCCGUCCUCCGCUACAUCUUCGUCAACCACGUUCGGGACUUUCCCUUCCUCGACAAGGCGAGGGAGAAGGAGUUUUGGCAAGAUAAGCUGCAGGUGUUUCUCGAAUCUUUUGCCGGCAAGCAAAUCUCCUCGUCCGAGGACCGCCUCGAGGAGACGAAGCGCCGCAAGCUCGCCAUCAAGGCCCAGAAGCUCGUGGAGCUGAUGAUGGUCUCGGGCAUCGGCACCUCGUCGGGCUUCGAGGAGCGCAUCCGCUUCUCCGAGAUCGACAUCGUCGACAGCAACGCCAUCGACACGGGUGUCCUGCAUACCAUACCCGAAGGCAACUACAUCAACGGCUGGGACGUCAACGUGGCCGGCGUGCGCGUCACCUCGGUCAGGAGAAACAUCCGCCAGCACAAGCACGCCGAGUUCCUCCUCCGCAUCAAGAGAAAGGGGGAGCUUGAACACUUCGUCGGCCGUAGGUACGGCGACUUUUCCAAGCUCUACAAGCACUUGAAGACGGAGCUUCCCGGGCGAGUCUUGCCGCAGCUGCCGAGGAAGAACAAGUCGAGCUCGACGGCGUCGGGAAUCCUCACGGCCUUCAGCAACGGCGACGACUCGGAUGCGUCGUCCGUCUCCACGGUAUCGACCCGCACGGGCUUCCAAGAGGCCGUCGCCGCCUCGCCGUCGCUGCUGUCGCCCACCGAAGGGAAAAUUAGCCAUCGGAGGCCGGGAUCCACCGCUUCGGCAAGAUCGGUGCGCUCCAAGUCUCCCCGUCCGUCGGUCGAUGAUCGUCCGAGUCCCCCGGCCCAACCCGUGAGUGCCAGCAAGGACGAGGUGCGCGCGCGCUGCAGCUUCGAAACGUCGUCUCUCGAUGCUGACGCCUACCCGCAGACUUUCGUUCUCUGGCGUGAGAAUCAGCGCAUCUCCCUGCGCGCUUGGGUUCGAUCGCUGCUGCACAACCCGCAAGUGGCCAACACGAAAGCGAUGCAGGAUUUCCUAGGAGGCAAUCCCAUCACCCCGACCGACGACGACGUCGAAGACAUCGUUCGACGAAAGGCCGUCGACGAGAAGCGCAUGGAGGAGCAGAAGCAGUUUUAUGAGAUUGCCAGGAAGCGUGCCGCCGACCUCGACGAGUACAUGGAGCAAUUCCGAAGAGACAUCAUCGAGCGAAACGGACUCACCAUGCUCUUCAAGGAGAUCAAGGAGAAGGCGACGAUCGAGGACCUCAGCAUCCAGUAUCGCAAGUUUGCCGAGUGGCUGCGCAUCGAAAUUGCCGCCGUCAUCUACCAUCUCUUCCUCGCCGAGGACAACUCGCCCGAGUUGUUCGCCCAAGCCCGGCGAAUCCAUUCUCUCAUCCCUUACUCGGUCAUCAAAAACGUCAUCCGCAUCGCGAACCCGGCCGCCGUCAUGUCGGGCAUUCUGGAUAUUUUCCUCGCCCAGCCGUUCGGCACUCGAUCGUUGAUGCAGCGAAUCUUCUCCCUGACGCUGAACGACGGCAUCAAGAGCUUCCAAAAAUCCAUCGAGGUCCUGACGAGCAAGAUCGGAGACCCCGUCUUCGCCGAGAAGAUCCAGCGAUACACCAACGCCGAGGAGCGUGUCAAGAACACGAUCCGCGAGGAAAGCGAGGACGAGCAUGUCGACAUCAUAGUCGCCAUUCUGCGCUCGGACCUGCUGGAGCCGGAAUUGACAGGCGAGCAGAUACAGCGCUUGUUCAACGCCUACGUCGCCUUCAACAACGCCGUCGAGAACAUCGACGAGGAGCUCAAGCAGGGCGCCCAGCUGUUCUCGUAUCUGAAGCAGCUGCUGAAGCUGUGCACGAGACAGCGUGACAAGACGAUGAUGCUGCACCUGAUCGAGGAGCCCGUCACGCUCCAGCUCUUCCGCGAUCUCUUCACCAUCUUCUACGAGCCGCUGGUGAGGGUGUACAAGUCGGCCAACGUUUACAGCAGCGUAACCGACUUUGCCGAAUUCAUCGACGACAUGAUCCAGGUGGUCGACAAGUGUCGGGAGCAGGAUGCCUCGGCGGAUCCCAACCAGACUGUCCAGGCCUUCAUCGACCUGUGCCAGCGACACGAGCACAACUUUUACAAGUUUGUUCACGAGGUCCACACCCACGACAACGGACUCUUCACCCAGCUCAUGGGCUGGUUGGAAGGCAUCCUCGAGUUCCUUCGCAAGGGUCCCACAAACGGGACGCUCAACGUCAACGCGCUGUUCGAAGGCGGAAUCAGCGCAGGUCUUCUCGAGAAGCAGACGGCCACGGAGGAGAUCAACGCGCUCAUCGCAUGGCAGGAGUCUCGAAAGAAGUGGCACAACGACAAGACGCGCCAGAAGAUGGCGGCCGAAGGGCAGCCCGGAGGCCACUUGGGCAUGGGAGCCGUGGGCAUGAAUUUCAGCUCGUCCGAUUUCGGCCUAGACGGCCAAGAUCUUCAGGAGAUGACGUACGACGACGGCUCCGAGUCCGAGGAGGAGGCCGAGAAGGAGGACGAGCUGGACCCCAUAGAGGCGGAAAGGAGGAGACGGUCGAAGCAGCAGGAUCGCCUCCGACGGUCGGCCGGGGAGCCGUUGAAGCCGCCGGUUUCCGAAGUUCAUAAGCUGAACGAUAACUUUUUGGUCAUGCUGCGACAAGUCUUGGCAGACUAG